AUGAUUGACAUCAAGAAGAAAUCCAGCAAGAAUGUCUCGGAGGCGCUUCUGCAGUCAAACUGGAAGAAGAGCACUGUAAAGCUCAACGUAACAUACUGGUACGUUGGGUUACAGAAGGAGGAGCGUAGCAGCUUCAUACUGGCCACCGUCAUCAUGAAAACAUCACAACUGCAAAACAAAGCUCCGCCCCUCAUCCUGACAGGCACCACCCGUCUCCAGAACCCCACUCUUCGUAACAUCAGGUCCCGCCCUGGAGUGCCCUCCUCCCAGGCCCCGCCCUCUUUUGCCCUCAGGCUGCAGCCCUGUCCCAAGCCGUCACCCCUCGGGGCCCUCCCGGACACUCACCAGGUGCAGGACGAACGGAGCUCCGAGCAGCGCGAUCCAUACGUACAGGUGGAAAGUAUUGGAGAAGCCGCUCUGCUGCGGCUCCAGUUACAGCAAGAACACCAGCAAAUGGACAAGGCCAACGUGAACAGCAUCUCUACCACGAUAAAGCAACACCAACUCCGAUGUGCUUUAAAAGGAGUGCUGAGUGGGGACUUGGGACAGUGUGAUCGCAGGACCGUUGCAGCAGGAGGAGGAGCGAGGGGCUCGGGAGAGCGAGUGCUGAGUGCUGGGAAGCAGCUGAGCAAGAUUGAGCAGCCCAACACCACACAAGGUGGUCAUCCUACAUCAGUAAGGUCUCACCCAAGCAGAAAUUUUGUGGAAGACAGGAACUUCAAGAUGUGCUGUCUUAUCUCUUCUGAAGAAACGGGCAAGAUUAAGAACUAGAAACGCAGUGGUCAGCCAUGGAAACUGAGUGCCAGAGGUGAGAGAUGCAUCAAACUGUUGCCCCUUCUAAAUCGGAAGAAGUCCACCAUUGCUAUCAGCUCUGAACUCAUAGAAACCACUAGAACCCAAAUACAGCCUUCUACAGUCUGGAUAAGUCUUGUCAGAAGUGGUCCACAUGGAAGAGUUGCUGCCAAGAAGCUUUUUCUCCAAAGUGGAAACAAAGCCAAGAGACUCACCUAUGCACAAACAUACAAGGACUGGGGUGCUGAACAAUGGCAGCAAGUGCUCUGGACUGAUGAGUCAGAAUUUGAAGUUGUUGGCUCACACAGGAGGCAGUUUGUCCAUAGGAGAGCUGGCGAGCCCUACAUGGAUGAGUGUCAACAACCAACAGUGAAACACAGCAGGUUCCCUCCACGUUAGAGGCUGCAUUUCUGCAAAUAGAGUUUGUGAUCUGGCUGGAAUUAAUGGAAUCCUCAAUGCUGAGAAGUACAAGCAGAUCUUCUUCCAUCACAAAAUACCAUCAGGGAGGCAUCUGAUCGGUCCCAAAUUAAAUGUGCAGCAGGACAAUAAUUCUAAACACAUGGCCAAGGUCAUAAAAAAACUAUCAUCAGCAAAAAGGAACAAGGAGUUCAGGAACUGCACCUGGAGUAUUGUGUGCAGUUUUGGCCCCCUAAUCUGAGGAAAGACAUCCUUACCAUCGAGGGAGUACAAAGAAGGUUCACCAGAUUGAUUCCUGGGAUGGCAGGACUUUCAUAUGAUGAAAGACUGGAUGAACUAGGCUUAUACUCGUUGGAAUUUAGAAGAUUGAGGGGGGAUCUGAUUGAAACGUAUAAAAUCCUAAAGGGAUUGGACAGGCUAGAUGCAGGAAGAUCGUUCCCGAUGUUGGGGAAGUCCAAAACGAGGGUCACAGUUUGAGGAUAAAGGGGAAGCCUUUUAGGACCGAGAUUAGGAAAAACUUCUUCACACAGAGAGUGGUGAAUCUGUGGAAUUCUCUGCCACAGGAAACAGUUGAGGCCAGUUCAUUGGCUAUAUUUAAGAGGGAGUUAGAUAUGGCCCUUGUGGCUAAAGGGAUCAGGGGGUAGGGAGAGAAGGCAGGUACAGGGUUCUGAGUUGGAUGAUCAGCCAUGAUCAUACUGAAUGGCGAUGCAGGCUCGAAGGGCCGAAUGGCCUACUCCUGCACCUAUUUUCUAUGUUUCUAUGGAACAGAUGGUAUGCCCUUCACAGAGCCCUGAUCUCAACAUAGAGGCUAUCUGGGCUUACCUGGAGAGGCAGAAGUAAGUGAGACAGCCAAAGUCUGCAAGAACUGCAGCAACUUCUCCAAGACACUUAGAACAACCUAACAACCAAUUUUUUUUUAUUAAACUGCACAACAGUGUACCCAACAGAACUGAUGCAGUUUUAAAGGCAAAGGGUGGUCAGCAAAUAUUGACUUGAUUUUGCUUUUUUCACUGUUUACUGGGUCUUAAUAGUAAAUCUUUUGAUAUUCAGAAACUUUUCAAUUCAUUAUUUUUGUAAGUAUCUUCACUUUACAGAAUUUUUUAAUACGUACCUGAGCUUUACACAGUACCGUAUAUAGACUCUAGUCUCAUGGUAAUCUUAACUGCUCUCUAAAGUGAUGGAGGAGGUUAUUUGCAUUAAUGAGCUGAUGUACAGAUGUACCUAAUACAGUGAGUGUAUUUGUGAAUUGUCACAACCCAGAAUGUUACUCACUCUCAUAGUCAGUGGAUAUGUGGUAUAUCAUAUCAAAUCAAACCAAAACAUUGCAAUUUAUUGUGGUCUCUUCUGAUCCCAAUUUUCUUUUCGUUAUUUACCUUUCUUCUCUGACAAUUAACUCAUUUAUUGUCAGUAAAUGUAUAGUAUAAUCAUAGAACACACAACAGCACCGCUCUGUUUUAAUCUCCUCCAAGAUUAAUCUAACCCUUUUGUUCUGCAUAGCCCUCCAUUUAUUUUUCAUCUAUAUGCCUAAGAUGUGUCUGCCUUUGCCACCACCCCGGUAGGACUUUCCACAUUCUCACC
Messenger RNA from Mobula hypostoma (lesser devil ray), 2787 nucleotides. RefSeq lists its product as uncharacterized. The record is from RefSeq and is a predicted model, not a curated record. Lineage: Eukaryota; Metazoa; Chordata; Chondrichthyes; Myliobatiformes; Myliobatidae. The transcript has 4 exons. Bases 1 to 771 code for a protein of 256 amino acids.